Cyclopterus lumpus (lumpfish) is the source of this 3884-nucleotide messenger RNA. RefSeq names its product GDP dissociation inhibitor 1 (gene gdi1). The coding region runs from base 461 to 1804 and encodes 447 amino acids. The transcript is spliced from 11 exons. Lineage: Eukaryota; Metazoa; Chordata; Actinopteri; Perciformes; Cyclopteridae. Gene Ontology annotation, cellular component: cytoplasm. Gene Ontology annotation, molecular function: Rab GDP-dissociation inhibitor activity. Gene Ontology annotation, biological process: small GTPase-mediated signal transduction; vesicle-mediated transport; protein transport. The record is from RefSeq and is a predicted model, not a curated record.
AAAAGGGACAAAUAUAUAUUUAAAAUUGCAAAAACAUGUUGAACUCUAAACCAAAGUAUGAAACGAACUACAUAUAUACAAGGUCGCGUCAUAACGCCAGCUCGAAGCGGGGUUUCCUAUUACAGCCAGCUUUUCAGUGUGAGUCCAUUGUGUGGCAUGAGGAGGAGAAUGCGCACUACUUUCCGACGCGCACUAACAUUGUUCUAGAGCGCUCCACGAUCAGGGCCAUCUUUGGUCGUCCUCGCCGGUGACAGUGUGGACAGUUUAUUCCAUUGGUCAUGAAUGCCUAAUGAUUAUUAAAACAAUACCUAACUUUGAACGAGUCGUUUAAAGCACGCGGGCAGAGAAAAGUGAGCUCAAAUCCCCUCUUUGUGUGGACUCGCUGGUAAUUCCUUCCUUUAACACCCUUCAUUUCUCGAGGCAAAAAAAGAGGGCGAGACGGGAAAGGCGGCGAUACAACAUGGAUGAGGAAUAUGAUGUGAUCGUUUUGGGCACCGGACUCACAGAAUGCAUUCUGUCCGGGAUCAUGUCUGUGAACGGGAAAAAGGUUCUACACAUGGACAGGAACCCCUACUAUGGUGGAGAGAGCUCCUCCAUCACCCCUCUGGAGGAGCUGUACAAGCGCUUCACUCUUCCAGAUAGUCCGCCCGAGUCAAUGGGCAGAGGAAGGGACUGGAACGUUGACCUCAUCCCCAAGUUUCUCAUGGCUAACGGUCAACUUGUGAAGAUGCUGCUAUACACAGAAGUGACACGGUACCUGGACUUUAAGGUAGUGGAGGGAAGCUUUGUCUACAAAGGCGGAAAGAUCUACAAGGUGCCGUCGACCGAGACCGAGGCACUAGCCUCAAAUCUGAUGGGAAUGUUUGAGAAGCGAAGGUUUCGGAAGUUCUUAGUCUUUGUGGCCAACUUCGACGAGAAUGACCCCAAGACCUUUGAGGGCGUGGACCCCAAAAUCACAACGAUGAGGGACGUUUACAAGAAGUUUGACCUCGGCCAGGAUGUCAUUGACUUCACUGGCCACGCCCUGGCCCUCUACAGGACAGAUGACUAUCUUGAUGUUCCCUGUUUGGAGACGAUCAAUCGUAUCAAGCUGUAUAGUGAGUCGCUGGCACGGUAUGGGAAGAGCCCCUAUCUCUACCCUCUGUAUGGUCUGGGAGAGCUGCCACAGGGAUUUGCCAGAUUGAGUGCAAUCUAUGGAGGGACCUACAUGCUGAACAAACCAGUGGAUGAGAUAGUGAUGGAAGAUGGCCAUGUGAUUGGAGUGAAGUCUGAGGGCGAGGUGGCCCGUUGCAAGCAGCUCAUCUGCGACCCAAGCUACAUCACGGACCGCGUCCGGAAGGCGGGUCAGGUGAUCCGGGUGAUCUGCGUCCUCAGCCACCCCAUCAAAAACACUAAUGACUCCAACUCCUGCCAGAUCAUCAUCCCUCAGAAUCAAGUCAACCGCAACUCGGACAUCUACGUGUGCAUGAUCUCCUAUGCUCACAAUGUGGCAGCCCAGGGGAAGUACAUUGCCAUCAUCAGCACCACAGUGGAAACCAGCGAGCCCGAGGCUGAGAUAGAGCCGGCCCUGGAGCUGCUGGAGCCCAUCGACCAAAAGUUUGUGGCUAUUAGUGACCUUUACGAGCCCACAGAUGAUGGUACUGAUAGUCAGGUCUUCGCCUCAAGGUCCUAUGAUGCCACGACUCAUUUCGAGACCACUUGCAACGACAUCAAGGACAUCUACAAACGUAUGACGGGCAGCGACUUUGACUUUGAGAACAUGAAGCGCAAACAGAACGAUGUGUUUGGGGAGGAUGAGCAGUGAGUGGGUAGAGGGGCUUCCGAGAGAGGGCGGGGCCGGGAGAGGAGGCGGGGCGAAAGAGUGCGGCAGCGCUCGUGGUAGAGGGCCUUUAAAAACAAAUGGGUGGGAGCGAGGCGGAUGGGGUGUGUUCCUGAGCUCUGCCUGCCCUCAGCCGUUUGCCUCCUUUUCCUCACGUCCCUCUCUCUCUCUUGAAACACGUUCAAACACAUAAAUGAUCACAAACACACACGCACACACACAUACACAUACACACACAGCGUAUAAAUACUCACAAUCCUUAUCUCUGUCACUGAAAAGCAGGGUUGAUAUGGUCUUUCAUUCCAUUGUAGAAUUUACAGUAUAAUCAUGUCUUAACUAUUAUCAUUAUAGGUGAAUUUAUUACUUGUUGGCAAUUUUCCACGCAUUUCAUUCUUUCUGUAACGUCUUUCUCCUCUUGUCAGAGGUUGGGUGGAUGGAAGAUUGAUGGGAUUGAGAGGUCUGAACCGAGAGAUCUGUAAUGGCUUAGUGUAGAAUCCUCUGGAAGGGUCUCCUCCAGUUGACAUGCAUGCAUCUUUUACACACAGUAGUAUUGUACAUAGACUUAAAAUGACACUGCGGUAUGAAGGCUGGACCAUUCCACACAUCGCUCCUGUCAACCCUGCUUUCACUUUUCCUCUAACUUGGUCUUUUACCUGUUUCUCGUCAAAAGACGCCACUCCUAUUUUCUUUUGCGAAAUCUGUUGGUCAGGCGAAAAAAAAAUAAUGUGAUGAAAAAUUACAUAUAAAUGGGCUGUUCUGUCAACAGUUCUCACUUUGCAAUGCUGUCGUGUUCCCUGUGCUAGCAGGCAAGCUAACCAGUGGCUAAUAACUGUCACCCACCCACCCACCCCCCCUGACCCCAAAAAACUGUUCCUUUGUUUAUCUCUGUUUGUGUGAUGUUAAUUUUGAAUUUGAAUAGUUUACUUUCUAACAUUUUUAAAUUAUUGGAGAGUUUUAUUUCUAUAUAUUUGGUGUUCAUUUCACUGGCUGAAUUUAUGAAGUUUACAGAUCUGAGGUUGAAACUGUGGUCUUCAAGUGCAACAUUGAAAAAAAAGGGAAUGUCUGAAACAAAAGAGGCAUGGAGAGGAUUUUUUUCUAGUGUUAGGCGAGGCUUUCUAUGAAGUAUUCGGAAGGAUUUGGAUUGAGCGAUGAAAAACUAAUUGAUUACGGCAAAUUGAGAUGUGAGGAAGUGUAUCGUCGUGGGGAAAAGAGUGUAUGUAGGAAAUGUUUUGGAUUUUUGGAAAGUUUCACUUUUGAGUGAAGAGGAGGAAGACUGAAUAUUCGGCACAUAGUGAAAGCACCAGAUUGUGUCUUGGUUGUUUCAACCCUUGUGUAUGUCAUUUAGGUAAGUCAUUCCCUGGGGGACUAAAUCCUAUGGAACAUUGUAGUUGUUAAAUAGAGGGAAAAGCUGGAUAUUCCCAUAACUUUCAAAGACUUUGUAGCAAAAGUAUGGAGCCACAGUUGCAGGUGCUGCCCCACCAGAACGAACCAAGAUGCUUUUAUUUGGUUUUAGCCUUAAUUUGGGGUCUUAUUAAAAUGUUUGGGCCCUUUCAACAGUUGACUGCUUUGUUUUAACUAAUCGUUAGUGGCAGGUCGGUCUAGUGCCAAAAAUGGUGCCGCUGUUAUUGGCAAAAGUUGCUGGAAAGUUAAAAGUACAGUUUGUUGGUGUCUGUUGCUCUGCAGAUCAGACUGAACGCUAUAGAAGUGAUAUUGUAUUCUAUUAGGGCUGUUAUUGUACACCUGAGUGGGGGCAGUCCUCAUAUCUCUGCAGUGCACGUUCACGUUCAGCCAGGAUGAUCUGUGGCUUGUUACAUCAACAACAAACAGAUGAGACAGCCCGAUCGGUUUCUUUAAAACACUGAAGCAGUUCCAUCUCACUUCACCCACCACAAGUCCCCGAGCAACUCUAAACAAAGCUGUCCUGUGUUUGGGGUGUUCACGUGUCUUAUUGUUAUGCUCUAUUUAUUUGAAUUUCACUGACGUAUGGCGGAAAGGUUUAUGUCAAAUGUUGAAUAUGCUAUGCUAUUAGAUUCUGUUCCGAUGAUAAAAAUGAAUUUUAAAGUGA